CGAAUACUGUCCAGUCCCAGGUGUACAGGAGCUGCGUGUGGUUUGUCCUAGUUCCUGUACAGUGUGACUGUACGUCGGAUUGUGUGCGAGCAUGUGCGAGCAACGUUGCGACAAACACUGACCCAUUUCAAUAUGCUGUAGCCUAAUAUUUGCAAGCCCGGAUAAGUUUGAUCUUUUUCGAGAGAGUAUAGGAUCUGUUAAUCUUGUAAUGCAAGCGGAUUUAAUUAUAAUCCAAGAACGCCAGAAUUCAGUUUAGCACCUUUAGUUGCCAAUUUCAAUAAGACACGUCACCCAAAAUCAAAGUUUACCACAGGCAAGAUCUUGCAUGAGAUUUGCUGCGCUAAGUGAGUUCGUGCGCAACGUCGCCACUACUUCACCAGUGUGAUCUUGUCGAACGUUCGCAGGCAGACUUCUCUUAAGUGCGCUCGUGUGUGUUGCGCGUCGGACACAUGUCCCAGUUUUGGCACUGAAGCGAGUGUGUAGGAACCCAGCGCGUCCUCCUCUCUCUCCUCUAACCUCAUCACAGCGAGACGGCACGAUUCCGCAGGAUGCUUCACCAUAUGCUUAUCUUAUCCACUGAGGUUGGGGUUUGGAAGUAAGCGAUCCAUCGGGCGCAGAGCGAGUUCUGGAUUUGGACGCUUCGCUGGCACGCCUUUGCGGGUGAUGGUGAAGCGCGUCUUGCGCGCUGACGCUCGUUUCCUCGAACUUUCCUCGGGACGUUUGGCGAAGGGAAAUGUGAAGAAGGCUUAAAGAAUGGCAUGUAAACAUGGUUUCUGCCAAGAAGGAGAUGGUGACUGCGAUGUACCCCACUUCUAUUCCCACUCUCCUCUACUUUCUGUGUGUGGCGGCUUGCAUAAAGAGAAUAUCUGGACAGAUCAGAAAGGAUGAGAAAUUAUACCCGGAAAAUUUCACACGCAUUCUGGACCGACUUCUGGACAGAUACGACAACAGGCUCCGACCUGGAUUUGGGGGUCCAGUGACGGAAGUGAAGACAGAUAUUUAUGUCACAAGUUUCGGCCCAGUUUCUGAUGUGGAGAUGGAGUACACCAUGGACGUGUUUUUCCGCCAGACAUGGGUGGAUAGGCGGUUGAAGUAUGAUGGCCCGGUCGAGAUCCUCCGGCUAAAUAACCUGAUGGUGACCAAAGUUUGGACCCCAGACACUUUCUUCAGGAACGGCAAAAGAUCUGUGGCUCACAACAUGACGGCACCCAACAGACUCUUCCGAAUCAUGAAGAACGGCACCAUCCUGUACACUAUGAGGUUGACAAUAAUUGCAGAAUGUCCAAUGAGGCUCGUUGAUUUCCCGAUGGAUGGCCACUCCUGCCCUCUGAAGUUUGGCAGCUAUGCCUACCCAAAGACUGAGAUGAUCUACACCUGGACCAAAGGCCCGCAGCAUUCUGUGGAGGUCCCACCUGAGUCGUCCAGCCUGGUACAGUACGACCUGAUCGGACAGACUGUGUCAAGCGAGACUGUAAAAUCUAUCACAGGUGAAUAUGUGGUAAUGACGGUCUACUUCCAUUUGAAACGGAAAAUGGGCUACUUCAUGAUUCAGACAUACAUCCCCUGCAUCAUGACUGUAAUCCUUUCUCAAGUGUCUUUCUGGAUAAAUAAGGAAUCCGUGCCCGCCAGAACUGUCUUUGGUAUCACCACUGUUCUCACAAUGACGACCCUCAGCAUCAGCGCUCGGCACUCUCUGCCCAAGGUCUCAUAUGCCACUGCCAUGGAUUGGUUCAUCGCUGUGUGUUUCGCUUUCGUUUUCUCUGCUCUCAUCGAGUUUGCAGCUGUGAACUACCUCACCAACGUUCAGGCAGAGAGAGCCAAGAGAAAACAGGCCGCAGCCGCCGCCAAGAGCUCCACACGGUCAGGCAAAGCUAAAGACACAGAGGAGGUUCUACAGCAAAACUCAGAUACUAAUGGCAACCUGCGGAAACGUGUCACCUCCAAUGUUCAGUCUCAACCAGACUCUAAGAAGACCCAAAGAACCGAAAAGUCUAGCAAGAGCGGAGCAGCCACAUCCAAACCGACCUUGACCAGCCAAUCAUCCUUCACCUCAGAGGGCACCAGCAGUUUUUCAAGCCAAUCACGUCUCAGCCCCAGUUCUGCCAGCCAAUCAAAUGCAGCCACUUCAUCCUCUGCGUCCAAGACAACACUGCCUGCCCCGCCCUCUACGCCAACAGUUCCAGAGAAACCAUCGCCCGCUGCAACUCCGGGCACCGCACCUCUUCAUCAUCUCCUGGGGCCUAAAUUAGAGAAUAUUAAAAAGAAAGAAACCAAGCCUGCACCUCAACCUGCCACUCCUCCAGCCGGAGGAGCCAGCAAGAUCGAUGAAUAUGCACGUAUUUUAUUCCCAGUGUCCUUUGGGGCAUUCAACAUGGUGUACUGGGUGGUUUACUUAUCCAAAGACACCAUGGAGGCAAAAGGAGGCUAACGAGAACAGGCUUGGAUGUUUGUACCUUUUUUUCUACAACUCAGAUGAAUAAAGAGCCAUCUUAAGGAUUACAUUAACAAGCAAUUCCAAGAAACUUAAUUAUAUGAUUGCAGACAAAACUGCACAAGCGCACAGAAGAGAUUAUCUGGGUGAAACAAUAUUACAACUUUUGUUUUUCUUUUUUUCUUCUUCUUUUUU
Messenger RNA from Carassius auratus (goldfish), 2626 nucleotides. RefSeq names its product gamma-aminobutyric acid receptor subunit alpha-6-like. Gene Ontology annotation, molecular function: extracellular ligand-gated monoatomic ion channel activity; GABA-A receptor activity. Gene Ontology annotation, biological process: monoatomic ion transmembrane transport. Bases 767 to 2428 code for a protein of 553 amino acids. Lineage: Eukaryota; Metazoa; Chordata; Actinopteri; Cypriniformes; Cyprinidae. The record is from RefSeq and is a predicted model, not a curated record. Gene Ontology annotation, cellular component: membrane. The transcript is spliced from 9 exons.